AUCACCUCCACACCAAACUCCACAGCGACUCCAAGUUUCCCUCGGUAGGCAGCUUCCAUCUCAUCUCCGGCGAUGUCUGGGCGCGGCAAGGGCGGCAAGGGGCUCGGCAAGGGCGGCGCCAAGCGCCACCGGAAGGUGCUCCGCGACAACAUCCAGGGCAUCACCAAGCCGGCGAUCCGGAGGCUGGCGAGGAGGGGCGGCGUGAAGCGCAUCUCGGGGCUCAUCUACGAGGAGACCCGCGGCGUCCUCAAGAUCUUCCUCGAGAACGUCAUCCGCGACGCCGUCACCUACACCGAGCACGCCCGCCGCAAGACCGUCACCGCCAUGGACGUCGUCUACGCCCUCAAGCGCCAGGGCCGCACCCUCUACGGCUUCGGCGGCUGAGCGCCGUGAGCUCGCCGGCUGACCCUGCUGUUUCCUGCGUGGCU
Molecule: messenger RNA, 428 nt
Organism: Triticum aestivum (bread wheat)
Lineage: Eukaryota; Viridiplantae; Streptophyta; Magnoliopsida; Poales; Poaceae
Product: histone H4
Exons: 1
Coding region: 73-384 (103 amino acids)
Cellular component (GO): nucleosome
Molecular function (GO): structural constituent of chromatin; protein heterodimerization activity; DNA binding
Source: RefSeq, a predicted model, not a curated record